Brassica napus (rape) is the source of this 1688-nucleotide messenger RNA. RefSeq lists its product as uncharacterized. The transcript is spliced from 4 exons. Lineage: Eukaryota; Viridiplantae; Streptophyta; Magnoliopsida; Brassicales; Brassicaceae. The record is from RefSeq and is a predicted model, not a curated record. The coding region runs from base 118 to 1443 and encodes 441 amino acids.
AUACCCUUUUUCGUCAUUUAAUAUCUUUCUUCUACCUUCUUUCUCUCUCUCUCUUCUGAAGCACUCAAAAGAGUAAAGUUCUCUGCUUUUAGAUUUCAGCUACUCUCUCUAGAAAAAAUGGCAGGUCGGAUUCAAUCACACCAGCUACCCAAUGGGCUGUUCGUCUCGGGAAAGCUCGAGCAGCCUAAAGAACCGCGACCACCGACAAUGGCGGCUCGCGCUAUGCCUUACACCGGCGGCGACAUCAAGAAAUCCGGCGAGCUCGGAAGGAUGUUCGACAUCUCCGUCUUAGAUCCCCAAGGACCUCCGCCGCCGCUCAUCGUCGGUGGUAACAGCAGCGGCGGGAACUCGAGACAGAUGGCGCCGCCACGUGUCUCCGGCUCGUCUUCGAACCCCAACAGUGGAUCGAGACCCAACUCUGGGACGGUUAAGAAGUCUUCGGGUCCGCUCUCUCAGCUCCAGCCUACCGGUUUGAUAACCUCCGGUUCGCUCGGUGGUUCCGGUCCGAUUGGGUCCGGGUCCAGACGGUCGGGUCAAAUGGACCGCCAAUUUAGUAACUUGGGGUCGAGCAAGGCGAAAUACGGGUCGUCGGUGACGAGCCUGAGCACGGACCCGGUUCGGGUCGGGUUUAAGGUGCCGAAAACGGUUGUUUGGGCGGUGAUGAUUGUGGCGGCGAUGGGGUUGCUCGUGGGGGCGUUUCUAACCGUGGCAGUUAAGAAACCGGUGGUGAUUGCGGCGGUGAUAGCGGCGGUGGUUCCCGCCGUGGUGGUUUUGGUGUGGAAUUGCGUUUGGGGAAGGAAAGGGUUGUUGGGCUUCAUCAAGAAGUAUCCAGAUGCUGAGCUUAGAGGCGCCAUUGAUGGACAGUUCGUCAAAGUUACUGGGGUUGUAACAUGUGGAAGCAUUCCUCUGGAGACUUCGUACCAAAGAACACCAAGAUGCGUCUAUGUUUCCACGGAGUUGUAUGAGUACAAAGGUCUUGGUGGAAGAUCCGCAAAUUCUAAGCAUCGAUGCUUCUCUUGGGGAUCUAGACAUGCAGAGAAAUACGUUUCGGAUUUUUACGUAUCAGAUUUUCAAUCUGGAUUGAGGGCGCUAGUAAAAGCAGGGUAUGGAGCAAAGGUUUCUCCUUUCGUCAAACCGGCGACAGUGGCUGAUGUAACGACUCGGAACAAAGACUUGUCUCCCAGCUUCCUUAAGUGGCUUUCGGAUCGCAACCUCUCUGCUGAUAACCGUGUCAUGCGUCUCAAAGAAGGAUACAUAAAGGAAGGAAGCACGGUGAGCGUGAUGGGAAUGGUGAGAAGACACGACAAUGUUCUGAUGAUAGUUCCUCCUACAGAAGCUGUCUCCAGUGGCUGCCGGUGGUGGCAUUGCCUCCUCCCGACCUACGCAGAUGGUCUAAUCAUCACGUGCGACGAUAAUCAAAACGCUGAUGUCAUCCCGGUCUGAAACCCAACAUGUAUCUAAUGCUUUCUUUUUUUCCCCAAUAUUCAAUGCUUAAGAGGUAGGCUCACGAGACUGAGAGAGCAGGGCCCAGGUUGGUUUAAAAAGGAAACCAGAUGGGCUUUGCCUUUUGCGAUGAUCAUAUUAGCUGUUCUUGUUUCCCCCUGGCUGAGGUUUUUAUGUAAUGUUUGUUUCUGUACAUAACGCUCCAAAUUGUAAAUGUUUAAAUAAAUAUUAUGCUCCAUCUACUA